CAACCUGCAGGCCUCUCUUUACAAUAAAUCCCCCCUAAAUUCAUAAAACAACCACAUCCCAUGGUCAUCACAAGUCUCAUCGACCAACCUCAAAUCUAACAUCCUCAUCCAGAGCUGCCUCGAAUACUCAAAACAAGCUCAAUAAUACUCUCAACUGCGAGUCAGCCCAGUCGACAACCGCAACAAACCUCAACAGAGGAAUAAUAAGUACAACAUGUCACUAUUCGAGAACUCGGCCAGUCCGACUUCCUUCGACCCACCGCGUCUCAAAGACUUGCACCGUCAUCGCCCCGUCCUCAAACGUUCGCGAGCGCCAUACUACAAUCCGAUCACAGAAGAAGAAGAAGAAGAAGUUUCGAAGCGAAGACGCACGUCGCCGACUGGGGCCUUCUCGAGACUCUCCCUCUCGCCAACCAGUUCUCUCAAGCGGCCGUCAUCAUCGGAUCAGGAUCUGCUCAGUCCCAGCUGCAGUCUUGCACAAUCAUCGGCACCAUACUCCACCUUGAAUAUGAGGGAUGACUGCCAGUUGGGGCCAGGCGUGGACAGUCGUCCCGGCCCAAAAGGCGCUAAUUACAACAAGGAGAUCAAGAUGAACACCCGCUAUUCGGCCUAUGAGCCCGAGCCCAACCGGGUCAUCAUCGACUCCUUAUCCGACCGCAGCGCCAGUCCAACGCCUUCCUUAAACGGCGAAGACUCGGCCGAAAUCCCUCCCUCUUCCUCAUCCUCAUUGAAAUUGGAUCCUCAAGUCUCCAGACAUCUUCAUUCCACACAACAAAAACACUAUCAUCAGAACCCCGCCUUCUUCUUCACCUCUCACCAUUUCCUCCCCCCUCAUCCAUCAAACGACCAUCAAGAACACCAGUUGGUGCUCUAUCGCAAACCUCGUUGGCCGGUCACUCAUUCCGAUCCUUCUGCCACCACUACUGCUAUCACUCGACUUGCGUCUCCUUCUGAACAACAAGAAGAUGAUGUCGAUGUGCAUCCAUUCGAUCAUGAUCUCGGUCCGCGGAUCGUCGAACUCGACCCCGAGAUCCUGCCUCCCCCUUCUUCUUCUUCUUUCCAACCCGAGUCCAUGGACAUCGAUUAAAAAAAAAGACCCUUCUCUCUCUCACACCAAAAAAAAGAAGAAAAAAAGAAACGAACAUGUAUAUAAAGUUUUGUGUGUUCUUCAUGCCCCAACCUUCCCUGAUCAUCUUCGUCUUCGUAUUCGCCAUUGAUCAACCGUCCUUCUUAUCCGCACGAUCAUGAAACAAUUUAGUGUCCAAUCAUAACCCUCAUGUACCCACAUAU
Molecule: messenger RNA, 1290 nt
Organism: Puccinia graminis f. sp. tritici CRL 75-36-700-3
Lineage: Eukaryota; Fungi; Basidiomycota; Pucciniomycetes; Pucciniales; Pucciniaceae
Exons: 2
Coding region: 215-1087 (290 amino acids)
Source: RefSeq, a predicted model, not a curated record